This is a messenger RNA of Suillus clintonianus, 1556 nucleotides long. Its product is annotated as glycoside hydrolase family 18 protein. NCBI's taxonomy places the organism in Eukaryota, Fungi, Basidiomycota, Agaricomycetes, Boletales, Suillaceae. Gene Ontology annotation, biological process: carbohydrate metabolic process. The record is from RefSeq and is a predicted model, not a curated record. Bases 409 to 1368 code for a protein of 319 amino acids. The transcript has 12 exons. Gene Ontology annotation, molecular function: hydrolase activity, hydrolyzing O-glycosyl compounds.
CACCACUCUUCGUCAUUAAGAUGCAGUUGCCAGCUGGCAGUACUAUCCGGUUCCAAGUCCUAUCAUCCCUUUCUGGACACUCUCAUCGUUCUUUUUAACCUGGGUAGGCACAGAACUGCGUGGAUCCCUUUUAGAGGGUGGAAUCGCACGCAACGAUUCUUCGACUUAUCCGAUUUUUGCACGCCAGUCAUCCUGCCAUAUGCACGGGAUCUCUCGGAAGAACAACGGACGGUGGCAUUCCAUUUUGACAGCAGAAAAUCCGUGUCUGCUGUUUGUGAUCCGAUCCGUGGUGUGAUGGCAUUAAGGUCACAUAAUGAUGCACCAUACCUGGAAUGAGGGUUGUGGGGGUAAGGUAUAAAUGCCCACCAAUGGCAGAUUCGUCAUUGAUAUCACCUCCGGUGAUUCAUCAUGGUAUCUUUCAUGCUCUUGAGUAUUGUCACUGUCUUAGUAGCCAUCGGCGGGGUGUGGUCUAUGCCUCUUAUGCCUCUUAUGAAUGCGACGAUUUCGGCUCGUGCAACGCCUGCAGCCCCUCACUUCGUCAUUUACAGCGACAAGUGGGUCCCCGGGGAGACUGGUCCUCCACCCGUCAGUAGUAUCACAGGGUAUAACGUCUUUGCCCUCUCGUUCUGGCUUGUCUCCGGCCCGGCUGAUCAAGCUGAAGAGUGGACAUUGCUUGACGAAACCACACGAGCAUCUAUCAAGACAUCAUACAAUAAUGCCGGAAUUUCUCUCAUUGUAUCCGCUUUCGGCUCCACGGAUGUCCCUACCACUGAGGGAUGUGAUCCUACGACGAUCGCUAAUAAGCUCGCAGACUAUGUGUUGGAAUAUGAUCUUGACGGUGUCGAUGUUGACUACGAAGAUUUAUAUGCCAUGGAUGCUGAGAAUGGAUCUGCAGAAAUCUGGCUGGUCGCUUUUACCAUAGCCCUUCGUGAAAGGCUUCCGCAAGGUCAAUACAUUUUAACCCACGCACCUGUCGCUCCAUGGUUCUCCACAAGAUACGCCAGCGGUGCUUAUUUGAUGGUCCAUGAGAAUGUCGGAUUGUUAAUUGAUUGGUACAAUGUUCAGUUCUACAAUCAGGGCACGUCUGAGUACACAACGUGUGAUGGCCUCAUUACGACAUCAUCUUCAAUGUGGCCAAACACUGCACUCUUCCAGAUAGCAGCAGGAGGAAUACCUUUAGACAAGCUGGUGAUCGGCAAGCCAGCCACCAGUAUAGAUGCGAGCAAUGGCUACAUGAGUACCUCCCUACUCGCCCAGUGUUUGGACACCGCCGUUCAACAAGGAUGGUAUGCUGGCGUCAUGGUGUGCCAGUUUCCUGACGCUAUAGCGACCUGGAUUACUGCGGUGCGCUCACUCGCAUUCCCGUAAUAAAAAGAGCCUGUGGCCCCUUUUUUAUCGGUGUUAUUUAUGACUUCUGCGGGCCGGAAGUGUUCUAAGGGAAGGGAAGUACGAUCUUGAACUUAAUUCUACUGUGUAGGUAGUUCAGAGCAACCCAACUUAUUUAUGUAUUCUAGAUGCGUAGAACGCAUACGGCUCAAACAUGAAAUUAGCACGAU